Molecule: messenger RNA, 1635 nt
Organism: Mizuhopecten yessoensis (Yesso scallop)
Lineage: Eukaryota; Metazoa; Mollusca; Bivalvia; Pectinida; Pectinidae
Exons: 9
Coding region: 105-968 (287 amino acids)
Molecular function (GO): FAD binding; blue light photoreceptor activity
Source: RefSeq, a predicted model, not a curated record
GACAGUAUAUAACUCAGUGUUUCUUAUUUGCAUGAGUUCUGUUACAUAAACUGUUGUAUAUAGCUAACGACACCAAAUUGGACAAGUCACAUUGACCUAUAUUAAUGGCCGAACAAGCUGUUGUUAGAGACUUGGGUGAGGAAGUGGAACUGGAGGAGUCCAAUGGACAUGGACCACCCUCACCGAAACAGGACAGGAGAAAUAUCACCAAAAAAGGCAAAACGAAGAAGAAGGCUGAUGACAGGAUCAAGUUUGAUUGGCCUAAAAGAAACUAUUUUGAAAUUUCAUGUGAAAUCCCUACCAUGGGUUUGAAAAACUUGAUUCACCGUUUUGUGUAUGUGGCCAAACUAAAAACAAGCACGGAAGACAGAGCAGAGAUUGGAAGUCACUAUGAAAGAUUUUUCAAAAAUCUCCAGAAUGUUCAGCAGUCAUCGGAGGUGAUCACAGGACUUCUGCUUGUCUACCUUAAACAUAUAGUACAUAUUGUUGAGACUUCCACAGAUCUGAUUACAGAGACGGUGAGGGACAUACAAUCUAACAUUAAUGACAGCAGUGGGCUUUUUGAAUCCGGCAAAAUACUCAUCAUCUCCCAUGACAUUCCUCAUCGACUUUAUGGCCAGUGGAGUUUCCGCACCUUAGACAUACAGGCUGCAAGAAUGGAAAGUUACGACAGCAAUGAGUCAACAGACAAGAUUGUCAUAGAAAUUCUCAUACAGUUACUCAAGCUGGGCAAUCACCUUGCAAAGACCCCGAAGUUGAAUUUGAAGAACUUGAUGGAUAGCUUACAUGAGAGAGUGCCAGAUCUGCUGCCCCAACAAGCUGUCCUACACUACCUGUGUGAAGACAAUGACCCCUGUCUAGUCCGACCCCAGGACUACCUAGACAUGUACGAUAAGCCGUUUGACGCCGUUUUGGACAGUGAAGAAAUGGUGUGGCCUUUGGCAACCAGGCUAUUUCCCUAUAACUAGUACUAGUGAAGCUACAGCCACCCCGGCUUGAUGUGAAGACUGUGAUAUGCAAUAUGUCUCCAUGUGUCCCAUGUCACUCUGUUGCAUGCGGAAGUGGAAGAUGGAUUGAGCAAAUGGAGUUGAAAGAGUGAAUGAAAUAACAAAAACACUUUGAAGAGGGUGUAGUGAACCAGAGGACAGAAUGAAAACGUUUUCGUGUUUUCUUCUUUAUCUUAUUAUAAUAGGUUAGUUUAUCAGAAGACCAUUGCCACUAUAUUCAUUAAUGAUAUGUUAUUCCUAAAAAUGAUAAAAAAUGUGCUGUAUGUACAUAUAUGAUUAUUAUGUAGAUGUGUGCAUCUUUGAUUGAAUUUAUAUUAUUUAUGGGAUAUUACGUCAUCAUAGCAAGGAACUCCAUCAUCGGUUGUUCUCUAUCAAGGAUGCUGGCCAAUUAUGCAGAUAAGAAAACUACCAUCAACACUGUCAUGAAAAAAAAUUAGAUUCCUGUUUUAGUUUUCUUUUCUUUUGUUUGACAAUAUGAAGUGCAUGUAUUAUUAUCAAGACAUUGCUUGGGAUAUUUUGAGAUCUGGAUGCAUUAGAACACAGACAAUAAAAUAAUCACAACAAUGGUGUUCAACUUGCUAUAAACUGAAUUUAUUUGAAUAAAACUUUUUCUUCUGUCAAAAUAUGA